This is a messenger RNA of Ostrea edulis (European flat oyster), 3843 nucleotides long. RefSeq names its product transient receptor potential cation channel subfamily M member 8-like. Gene Ontology annotation, cellular component: membrane. Gene Ontology annotation, biological process: calcium ion transmembrane transport. Gene Ontology annotation, molecular function: ligand-gated calcium channel activity. Lineage: Eukaryota; Metazoa; Mollusca; Bivalvia; Ostreida; Ostreidae. Bases 192 to 3434 code for a protein of 1080 amino acids. The record is from RefSeq and is a predicted model, not a curated record. The transcript is spliced from 22 exons.
AAAAAAGUAAUUUAAUAGUUAACGCCAAACACAGUGCACAUGAUAAAGCGUGUUGUCCAGACAAGCUAUUUCUCCCCACAAAGGUACGCGGCAAUUUACUAAAGUUGCCUAUCCUGACAGGAGAACUUUAUGGACAGGACAAUACGUGAAGAAUCCAGGAGGUGAACUGUGAAGGGUAAAAAAGCUAAAAGAUGUCAGACGUGAAAACAUCUUGGAAUAGAAUUAAGGAACAUGUUGGCAGUACCCCGACCAUGGUGUUUUCCGUCAUUGGUGAUUCAGACAGCUUUGUCCCUAGACCCUGGGCCAAAACAGUAUUCCAGACAGCAUUGAUUGAGGCGGCUAAAAGUGGAGGGGAGUCGUGGAUAUUAUACCGUGGUCAUAAAAACGGAGUGUCGGAUAUCAUACGCGAUGCUUAUAGGAAUUAUGGGGACAUGGAAUUUGGGACAGGCAACGUUAACAAGCCAGAUGAGGAUACUCAAAUACAUUAUACAGAUAUCAAGAAGCCAUUGACGGAUGUUGAGCGGCAUGUCAAACUCAUCAGCAUUGCGGGGAAACAGCCGAUCUAUGAUGCAUCGUCACCAUUACACACUGAAGCGUCGGGCGCUGGAGAAGAUUUUUUGUUAAAGUUUGAAAAGUUUGUUUCUGAACGAGAAGUGUCUUUCUUCAGUCAAAAAAUGGAUUUCAAAAUGCCUGUUCCCAUAGCAAUCAUUGUAUGUGAAGGCGAUAUCAAAACUAUUGCGCACAUAUCUGAUGCACUGGAAAUGAAACUACCUGUGAUUAUAAUUAAAGGCUCUGGAAAAGCUGCCGAUUUGAUAUUGGACUACCUGGAAAAUUCAGAAAUGCGGAGGAAGAAAGCAAGCUUGGUGUUUGGGAUACGGUUUGAUGAUAAUACCUACGAAAAGCUGGAAAUGUACCUCGAUACCAUUGAAAAGAAAAAAGAUUUGAUUGGUGUAUUUGAUGUGGACAAUGACGAUCCCUUGAUGCUGUCAAACAUUGUUGGUGAAGCUGUCGUCAGUUGCUGGGCUAUUGAGAACAUUCUUACGGAAAAGAUCCAACAUCUUCAAUCCCCUUCUAUUGAAACAAGACCAAAGACAGCAUUUCCAAAUCCCAAAGCCAAUGGUCUUGUAAUGGCUGGAUCAUCGGUGGCCUGGAAACUAGUAAAGAGAAAUUCAGUGCAGCCUGAGCAGAAAAAAAUGAUGCAGCUAUUGGGGGACUACAAGAAGGAGUCUAGAGCCUAUGUACUGAAUCCGAAGUUCGCUUCUCCUACGUCACUUCCACUUUACUUCUACUUUGGAUAUCAGCUUCUUCAGGAAUCAAACUUAUUAAUGCGCAGUGGUCGUAUUCUCCUUCUUGAAGCACUGAAAGCUAACCGCUGUGAUUAUGUGAGAGUUUUAUUGGAUCACGGAGUGAAAUUGAAACAUAAGGACUUACCGGAAUUGUAUGACGAGACUGUUUCUUGUGAGGAGUGUAAAUUCAAAGAAAAGGACUGCCUUCACAUGCAGUGGAUAUUGAAGCAAAUUCAAGAAGACCACGCUAAGAAAUUGUGUCAUAAAUACAGAUCAGUUAUGAAGAAACUAAAAAAGGCAAAGGAGGAGGAAAAGGACAAUGAGGAACAAGAGAAGGCAAAGAAAAAAGUUAAAAAGUAUCGGAAAAAGAUGCGAAAAAUACACAAUUCAGUCGCAGAAGCAGCCAAAGGUUUAUGUCGCAAGAGUUUGAGAUAUAAAGGUACGGACAAAAAAUCAAAAAAUGAACCAAAAGCUGAACAGACAGUCACAAUAACGACCGUUUCAGAAACCGAAGAAACAGACGAAGAAGCAGAUGAAGAAACAGAUGAAGAGACAGACAAAGAAAACGACGACUCUAAGAAAAAUAUCAUAGGAAAGGCAGAUGUAUACAUUUCCGAUCUUUUGCUUUGGGCGAUAUUUGCGAACAGAAGAGAACUAGCCGAAAUUUGCUGGCUUCGAAGCGAAGAUCAUCUACUGACAGGUUUAGUAUGCUCAGCUCUGCUACAGAAGUUAGCUAACAAGGCAAACAACGUGAAAGAACAGGUCCUAUCGAGUGAUUUGGAGGAACAUUCAAAAUUGUUUGAACAACGUUGUAUUGCAAUCAUGGAUCGCAUGUACGAAGAGAACACGAAACACGCCAUUGAUCUGAUGGACGACGAGGCCGUGGUCUGGGGAAUAGAAUCCAGUCCUUUGACCUUUGCAUAUGAAAACUUCAUGUAUGACGUAGUGGCGCACACGUGUUCUCAGAAGAAUAUGAAUAAACAGUGGUACAACAACCUUGCCCCCGACUUUGUGCCAUUUUUAAAAUCUGCAUUCCGAAGACCCAAGAAGUUCUUCACAGCACCACUGACAAAAUACAUUUACAACUAUAUUAUGUUUUUGUCUAUGUUGGUGAUGUAUAGUGCCUUUGUACUGACCAGCAUAAGUACUGAGUAUUACGUCCAGGACAUCGCCAGAAUCUUUGAAUACUAUGUGUAUUUCUGGGGUGCGGGUGAUUUCAUUGAGGAGCUCAUCAGCUGUUUUGGAUGCCUUGAUGUAAAAGGUCGUUCACAUCGUAGUUACUACUCCCGGACGAAAAGAUACCUUUAUGACUUCUGGAACGUGGUGGAUCUUUUGUCCUACGCCUUACUGAUUACAGCGUUGUUAGUGCGUCACAUGUACCCCUCCGAAACCUUUACCAUUGCCAGGAGAAUGUUUUCCCUAUCGCUUCUUGUCAUGUAUCUGAGGUUUCUUGAAGUAUUUCUCAUCCACAGGAGACUGGGACCUACUCUUAUUAUGAUCAAGGAAAUGUUGAAGGAUCUAUUUGGUUUCCUGUUCGUGGCAGUCUUUAUUGUGAUAGGAGUUGGGAUUUACUACCACGCAAAUCUCUGGCCGGAUCAUCAGGGCAUGUGGGAUGGUGACUGGACAAAGUGGAGAAUUUGGCAAAUUAUUUACUACCCCUAUUUUCAACUCUAUGGAGAGUUAUUCAAUGAUUUUUUGGAAGGCAAAGACCUAUCAGACUGUUCUCACAAUACUUCGGUGUGGCAGUCCGACUCUUCCAUUGAGCGUUGCCCUCAAGAAGACUGGACAGUGUUAGGCGUUUCAGCAAUCUACAUGUUAUUCUCUAAUCUUCUGUUGGUUAACCUCGUUAUUGCCAUGUUCAGCUACACAUUUGAAAGGGUUCAAGAGAACUCCGAAAAAUUAUGGAGGUUUGAGAGGUACACCGUCAUCAGUGAUUACGAAUGGAGAAUACCUUCUCCUAUCAACAUUAUAUUUCUUCCGUAUCGUUUUUGCUGCUGCCCAGGCAGGAAAGGAUGCUGCCUCGAGGAGUGCAAAAUCUGUUGCGACCCAGACAAAGCCGAUAAGAAAGAGAAGAAAAAAGAUGAAGCCAUGACGUUUCGUAGAAACUUCCAAAGGAUAACAGCAUUCAGAAUACUCAAUAAACUGUAGUGAGGAAGGUGAUCGUCAUUUUGUGUAAUCAUGCUAUAAAGGAAAGACAGAAUUAGCUUUGAGAUUUCGAAACGUUUGGAGUUGAUGUUUAAGAAUAGCAUGUGAUUUUUAUAGUAGAUGCUUUGAGUGUGUAACAAUAGCAUUAUGUGUGAAGCCCAUGAUACAAACAAAGGUAUUGUGAUCAAUGUUAUAGAUGUAGAGUUAUAGAUUCUUAUGCCAUUUGCAAUUUAUGAAAUGCUUUACAUUGGUUGUGGUAAAAAUCAUCUCUCUUACUACUACUGCAUAUUUCGGUGAAAUUCUAUUUUUUCAUUAAAUGAAUUUCAAUGUAUACACUGUAUAUAUGUUGAAAGAUUCAAUGAAGUUUUACAAAGAUCAACGUAAAGAGUGCUCAAUAAAAUCCUCAUCUAUA